Messenger RNA from Plenodomus lingam JN3, 1968 nucleotides. RefSeq lists its product as uncharacterized. Gene Ontology annotation, molecular function: magnesium ion transmembrane transporter activity. Gene Ontology annotation, biological process: magnesium ion transmembrane transport; intracellular magnesium ion homeostasis. The record is from RefSeq and is a predicted model, not a curated record. Gene Ontology annotation, cellular component: plasma membrane. Lineage: Eukaryota; Fungi; Ascomycota; Dothideomycetes; Pleosporales; Leptosphaeriaceae.
AUGACGGACACUCCGAGAUCCGACAAGUCCCAGACGAGAUUCAGCACUCCGGUAUCUGAACUCGACGACCACCGCAGACAGCCUGCAAACAUGCCCCUGGCAGACCCUGGGUCUCCAGCACGAUCGCGCCGACCUACUUUCGCAAGCGUGCAUGGCCAAGAUCGACCCACUCUUCUCCUUCAAGUCAACGAAGCCCUCGAGGCAGACAUCACCCGACGCGACUUUGAAAACGCCGUUGUCGACGACGAUACCUAUCUAGCGCCGGAGGCCUAUGGACGACGUGGCUCCCAAGCUCAUAGUCCACACCAUGUUCGCCGCGAUACGUUCCGUCGCCCGCGCGAUCCCGCUGUGGAACGCCUGUCUAAGAGCAGGGCUUCCUCUACCAGUUCGCGCUCGGUAUCUCCGCCCAAUUCGGUAGAUGCGUUCGCGGGGCCUCGUCGUCGCGACCGUGCCAACACGCUUCAGAGCGUCGCGGGAUCAGACGUCGAGCUCGGACUACACAGGACGCAUUCCCGAAACACGGCACGCCGCCCCACGAUUAGCGACGAGCGACCGGAGGAGUUGCAGAACGCUGAUGUCACCUCCGCGCACAGCUCUGCCGAAGAGGACGUUUGCUUCCCUGUGUCAGAAGAUCCCGGAAAGACCACAAGGUUUGAUUACGAGGAGCUAGAGGAAUUCGUCGCCGAGGCACAGGCAAAGACGCCCAUCGGCCAGCCCCUGCGUCACAAGGCCAGCGUUGCCUCUCGUCUCUCCUCGAAGCCCAAGGUCUUUUCAGACCUUCGCCCAAAGUCGAGCCAGUCGACAACGCCCAAGAACGAUGCUGAGACUGCGACUCUUAAGAAUGUGGAUCCUUCUAUUCAGGAGAAGCUUGCGCAAGAAGGGUUGUCGCACAUGUUUACCGAGAAGCCUGUAGAAUCGGUAGCCAAUCGCUGGACCUUCUUCUCAUCCGAAUUAGACGACACCAUUCAUGCUGCUGAGCUGGGUGGCCUCUUGAUGCCUGGCGAACGCUUCCGUGACAUCUUCGAGACGCCACCAGACAGCGGUGUCUGGUGGCUGGACAUGGUCAACCCAACAGAAGAGGAGGUCUUCGCCAUCUGCAAGGCGUUUGGAGUGCAUCCUCUUACGCGAGAGGACAUUGUCAUCCAGGAACCCCGCGAGAAGGUUGAGCUGUUCCACCAGUACUACUUCGUCUCCUUCCGCUCCUUUUACCAAGCCGACAAAGAAUCUGAAGACUACCUCGAGCCUGUGAACUUUUACGCGGUCGUCUUCAAGGAGGGCCUGUUGACCUUUACCUUCUGCGAGAGCCCUCAUACGCUGAACGUUCGUAAGCGUAUCAGCCGCCUUCGAGACUAUAUCAACCUCAACGCCGAUUGGAUCUGUUACGCUCUCAUUGAUGACAUUGUCGACAGCUUCGCUCCCGUCAUUCGCGGCAUCGAAGAUGAGGCCGAAGCAAUCGAGGAUUCGGUCUUUACUGCUCGCAUCGAAGACUCCCGUGCCAUUUUACGCUCCGUCGGCGACUGUCGCAAGCGCGUCAUGCAAUUGCUCCGUCUUUUGGGCGGCAAAGCCGACGUCAUCAAGGGCUUCGCCAAACGCUGCAACGAGUCUUACAGCGUCGCUCCCCGCGGCGACGUCGGUCUUUAUCUUAGCGAUAUCCAGGAUCACGUCGUCACCAUGAUGUCCAACCUGGCUCAUUUUGAAAAGAUGCUGGGCCGUGCGCAUUCCAAUUACCUGGCGCAAAUCUCGGUCGAUCAGGUGAUGCAGGGCAAUGCUAGCAACGAGACGCUGCAAAAGGUCACGGUUAUUGCUACGAUUCUGGUGCCGCUCAAUCUGAUUUGCGGUCUGUUCGGGAUGAAUGUACGGGUCCCCGGUCAGGAUGGCAGCAUCGCUUGGUUCUUUGGCAUCUUGGGUGUCAUUUGUCUCUUUGUGGCCACUUGUCUGGCGGUUGCGAAGAGGAUGAGGUACAUUUAA